Messenger RNA from Soboliphyme baturini, 315 nucleotides. The record is from the annotation of a GenBank genome assembly. Lineage: Eukaryota; Metazoa; Nematoda; Enoplea; Dioctophymatida; Soboliphymatidae.
AUGUUCUUAGAUGAUUUGAUUUUCUACUACAAGGUGAACUUCUUUAGCCGCUUGGACGUUUCUUGGAUAGGAAAGCACAAGAACGUGGACACCACGAAAUACCGUAUCGCGAUUUGGAACUACAUACAAAGCCUAUACGGCAUUCGACACGACGAUUAUGAAUACUCAGAAGUGAACAAGUUGCUCAGUCGGCAGAUAAAGACGUAUAUAAAGACUAUUUGUUGCUUUCCUGAACGCAACCCAAAGUACCUGUCCUCCAGUGCGUUGGCUGACUUCGACACAGCAGAAAAAGUAAGCGGUGGUGGUGCUUUUUAG